GUUGUAGUGACCGGUUCCUCGUCGGGCAUCGGAGAGGGAAUCGUUAAACUGUUUUCAAUAUUAGGGGCUAAUGUUGUGGUCACCGGAAGGAAAGCACAGGACGUUCAACGAGUGGCCAAAGAAAUCCAGGAGUUGUCCCCAAAAAAAUUAAAGCCAUUAGAAGUUGUGGGAGAUUUGACCAAAACCUCUGAUAUAAACAAUUUACUCAAUUCUACGGUCAAAACAUUUGGCAAAAUCGAUGUAUUGGUCAAUAACGCCGGUAUAUAUCCAAAGACAAACAUCACUCAAACGGAUGUGUUAUCAGUUUGGGAUCAGAUAUUUGCCGUCGAUUUACGCGCUGUCGUAGAACUCAUCCACCGAUCGGUUCCACAUCUGGAGAAGACUAACGGAACUAUAAUUGACAUUUCUAGUAUUCUCGCAAUAGCACCGGUAAAUUUCUCACUAGCUUACCCAGCGGCCAAAGCAGGUCUGGAUAUGUUGACCAAAAUAUUAGCCCUGGAAUUGGGACCCAAAGGUAUUCGUGUCAAUACUAUUAAUCCGGGUGUCAUUCAUGGCAGAGACCCUCCGAGUCCUUUGGAAGUGUUGGCCCAAAAAUCGGCGCCAUUGGGAAGAGUGGGUCAACCCCUAGACAUCGCCCGUGCGGUCGCAUUCCUGGCCUCCACUGACGCCCACUUUAUUACCGGCGCUAAUGUUGUGGUCGACGGCGGACUCGUAUACAACGCAGGUGUUUUAAACACAUUAAUCGCAGACUAUCCUAUAGAGGACUACAAAGCGGUCGCAAAGUCCCGGGACUUUACGGGGAAAGUGAUUUUAGUGACCGGUUCCUCGUCGGGCAUCGGAGAGGGAAUCGUUAAACUGUUCUCAAUAUUAGGGGCUAAUGUUGUGGUCACCGGAAGGAAAGCACAGGACGUUCAACGAGUGGCCAAAGAGGUGCAAGAGUUGUCACCACUAAAACUAAAACCAUUAGAAGUUGUGGGAGAUUUGACCAAAACUUCUGAUGUAAACAAUUUAAUCGAUUCUACGGUCAAAACGUUUGGCAAAAUCGAUGUGUUGGUCAAUAACGCCGGUAUAUAUCCGCAAACAAACAUCACUCAAACAGAUCUGUUAUCAGUUUGGGAUCAGGUAUUUGGCGUCGAUUUACGCGCUGUCGUAGAACUCAUUCACCGAUCGGUUCCACAUCUGGAGAAAACCAACGGAACUAUUAUUGAUAUUUCUAGUAUUGCCGCAAUUGCACCGACUAAAUUUAUGCUAGCUUAUGCACCGGCCAAAGCAGGUAUGGAUAUGUUGACUCGAAUAUUAGCCCUGGAAUUGGGACCCAAAGGAAUUCGUGUAAAUACUGUU
Molecule: messenger RNA, 1341 nt
Organism: Medioppia subpectinata
Lineage: Eukaryota; Metazoa; Arthropoda; Arachnida; Sarcoptiformes; Oppiidae
Source: the annotation of a GenBank genome assembly